AUGCAGCCAUGUUGUUCAUCACAAAUCGACCGAGAAUUGGUUGAGAACGAAGGGAUUUUGGACGAAAAUGGCCAUUUCAAUGGAUUUGUAAGUGAAUAUUUAUAUAUUUUUUGAUGUUUAGGGUGGUUACAUGCGAGCAAAAGUCGCCAAGUUGAAGCAUCAGGUUCAUAACAAUGUUGUCUUGAAGUCUGAAUUGUUUAAGGGCUUGUCAAUCUACGUAAAUGGAUAUACUGGUAAGGAUUAUGUUAUCCAUGGCAUCUUUCCUUGAAUCAAAAUUACAGGUUUGGUUUCUGCAAAUCUAUAAUUACUAGAUAAUAUAAAGCAAGUAAAGACAAAUAAUACUGGUUUUGUUAUUUUAGAUCCACCAGCAUUUGAGCUACGCAAAAUAUUCACUGAGAACGGUGGCGAAUACCAUCAUUACUAUAAUCAUGGCUUCACUUCGUACACAAUAGCUUCGUCUUUAGCUUCUUUAAAGUUCAAAAACUUGCGGAAAGGCGAAUAUUUGCUAAAACCUGCAUGGGUUACAGAUUCGUGAGUUUUUUUUCUUUUUUUAAUGUUUAGAGCUGAUACUCAUCUUUGCUUAGUACAACAACAUACUAAAAAAUGUAAAAUACGUGUCUUCGGACAUUCGUUUUUAAAGCCUUUUGAUUAAAGAGAUUAAGCUAUUGAUAACUUCAGAAUCCUAUUCCACACAGUUCUACCAAUAGAAUCGUACAUUUUGAAGCCUUCGGCAGCUCCGUCAGCUCAACUGAAAGGUGGCGUGGACGAGUUUUAUCAACGUUCCCGUCUUCACUUGAUCUCAACCUUAGCUCAGGAUCUUAAAAUCUUUGUAGCUGAACUUAGAGCUAAAGAAAAUCCGGAAUUUCCGUCUAGAAGCAAGUUGGAGGGACUGGGUGAUGAAGAUGGGUAAGAUCAUAUAAUUUUGUUUUUAUGAAAUUUGUGUUGAUAUAUAUACACAUAUGAUCUGCGUAUUCUUAAUAGCUUUAGAGUUUUUUAAAUUGAAGGUUUUAGAUUCAAAUUGGACGAAAACGUGAUUUGUCAUAUUGAUAUGGAUUGCUUCUUUGUCUCUGUAGCUCUAAAAAGCCGUCCUGCACUAAAAAGGAAACCUAUUGCUAUUACACAUUCCAGAGUGAGUUUUAGCUUAUAAUAUGGCUGUAGUUUUGUAAAAAAAGGUUUUAAAAUUAUGUUCUACCAAUUUAACCGUUUAGCAUAGUUUUUGCACCAUGCAGAUUAAAAAAAACUUUUUAUGCAUAAAUUUUAAAAUCUUUUUGAAUAUAUUACAACAUAAUAUGACUGCCUUCAGGACGCGAAUGGCAAAGGUUAUGCAGAGAUUGCAUCGUGCAGUUACGAAGCCCGUAAAUUCAAUGUGAAGGCUAGUAUGUGGAUGAAUGAAGCUGUAAAACUGUGCCCAAACUUGAUAUGUUUGCCAUAUGAGUUUGACAAGUACAAAGAAACGUCAAAGAUUCUAUAUAGUAUUAUUUCAAAGUGAGCUUUUUAGUUUUUCAACUCUAAUUUUUUAGGGUUGCUUCAGUUUGUCUAGUUGGUCUACUAUAAUAUAAAUUUUUGGUCUAGUAAUAGGUUAGACUGAGGUUGCUUUUACUUUUUUGAGUUUAUAUAAUAUUUUAGGUAAUACUUUUUUUGAGUUUACAUUUUUUAGGUAAUAAUUUGAUUUUUAGGUACACCUUGGACAUCAGAGCAGUGUCAUGUGAUGAGUUAUACAUUGAUCUAACUUCAUUAUGUAAAAAGAUGAAAAUCUCUGAUCCAUUGAAGGUGGUCAAGGUCAUUAGGGACGAUAUCGAAGCCACAACACAUUGUACAGCUUCUGCUGGAUUGGGUAUGGAUUUUAUAACUUCACUUUGAAUUUUUUAACUUUUUUCUUUUGAUUUAAAGGAUUUUUUACAAUUAAAAUUUGGUUUAAAGAACGAUAAUUUGCAAAAACUUUGUUUACAAAACAAAAAACAGUCAUAACAUUAUUUUCUAAGCCUUUCUCAAUAUUACCCAUUGAUAUUCCAGGUCCAAACAUGCUGAUAGCCCGCCUAGCGACCAAAAAAGCCAAGCCGAAUGGUCAAUUCUACGUAAAUCAAAAAGAAUCUUCAAAUCUUGUGAAAAAUGUCAAAAUAUCUGAUCUACCUGGAGUGGGAUACUCAGCAAUGGACAAAGUACGAUCAGAAUUGGGCAUUGAAACGUGCAGAGAGCUGAGAAAAGUGGAUGUGAAGCGAUUACAAGAGGUUUUUGGCCAGAAACAAGGCAAAAAAGUGAGAUUUUGGAGGUUUUUUGGGAUUUUCUGAAGCUAUUUUUGGAAUUUUUGUUCAAAUAUUUAUGAGCCCCUAAUCCCUAAAAUUUGCCUUGACAGGAGGCAAAGGAUUAUGUGAAAACUAAUAGAUCAAAAAGUUGUAAAAACAACCCAUGUGUAAUAUAUUAUUUUAGCUCUACGAUCAAUGCCGAGGAAUAUCCGAGCCGUUUGAGCUGACAGAACUGACUAACCGAAAGUCAAUUUCAUGUGAUGUUAACUUUGGAGUCAGGUUAACAACCCAAGAUGAUUUGACAGCAUUUUUGGCCGAUAUUGCUAGGAAUUUGGCCAGUAGAAUGAAGAGCGCUCAUGCCAAGGGGAAAACUAUCGGAUUGAGACUUUUGGUGGGUUUGUGGGCUUAAAUUUAUAGAGGGUUAAACAAAAAAUAAACAUAGCUUAAGGAAAAGUUCACUUAAAACCACUUUUUUGUUACCUAAAAUAAGCGUUAUUGAGGCAAAACUUCCGAUAAUUGAGAAAUAACCUCAACUUUCAGAUCCGCUCCCCUGGAGCCCCAAUAGAACCAGCCAAGUAUGGUGCACAUGGCCUUUGUGACCCAAUAUCCAAAGCCUUUCACCUAACCGAACCCACCAAUGACGAGCAAAUCAUACUAAACACGGCCCUCUCCCUGGUCAAACACCUCAAACCAGUGAUAUCCGAUAUCAGAGGAAUCGCCCUCCAGGCAUCCAAACUCGAUUUCCUUUUGUUUUGUAAGAAACCAGAAGCAACGAUCGAGCUGAGUGAAUCCCAAAUGUCAUUACAUCAGUUUUUGCCAAAGAGACGGAAAAAUGAAAAAAAUGAUGUUAUUGAUUUGACAAAGGAAGAUACACAGGAGGUGGUGGUGAAGAAGAGGAAGAAGAAGAAAGCUACAGUUAAGUCGGCCAAAGAUCUUACACAGUAUAUCGGGAAAUUGCCUAAGGUGGGCAUUUUAAAAAUUUCAUUUGUUUUUUUUGAAGUUUUUAUUUUUUUCAAAAUAAAUUUUUUUAGGUAAAAUUUUUUGCAAAUUUUUAAAAUUUUAUUUUUUUUAAAUUUUUUGAAAUUUCAAUUUUAAUUUUUUCCAAAUAUUGGUUUUUAGGUAACAUUUUAUGAAAAUUUUGAAAUUUUAAAAAAUAUUUCAAAAUUAAAAAAAAAAUAAUAAAAUUUCAAUUCUCAACCCCUCCAUUUCAGCCAGACAUCUUCUUCUGUAUCUGUGGCCAUCCAGAGCACGAAUUGUCUCUAGACCUAUAUCAACCACCUCAAUUCGAAGACAUUCUCAUCCUAAGAUGUCGCCUAUAUAGACUAUGCCUGUGGGAGAUGUGGUACGAACUGAAAGAAGAGUUUGAUGACAUUUACGACUCCAUUUUCGAAAACUAUAGGGCUCCAAUGGCCUGGAUUGAAGUUGUAGUAGGGAUUCAAGAGGAAAUCAACCGAAAUUCAGUCAGAUUAUUUGGGUUAGUAGCUUUGCCUGAUGAAAGGUUGAGCACUUUUAUUAAGGGGUGUGAUUGA
Molecule: messenger RNA, 3772 nt
Organism: Bursaphelenchus okinawaensis
Lineage: Eukaryota; Metazoa; Nematoda; Chromadorea; Rhabditida; Aphelenchoididae
Source: the annotation of a GenBank genome assembly